Messenger RNA from Schistocerca cancellata (South American locust), 1148 nucleotides. RefSeq names its product serine/threonine-protein phosphatase 6 regulatory ankyrin repeat subunit C-like. Lineage: Eukaryota; Metazoa; Arthropoda; Insecta; Orthoptera; Acrididae. Gene Ontology annotation, molecular function: protein binding. The record is from RefSeq and is a predicted model, not a curated record. The transcript has 4 exons. The coding region runs from base 1 to 942 and encodes 313 amino acids.
AUGGCGAACGUACGAUGGACAACAUUUCCCAGCCGUUGCUUGACACAGACCUACUUGUGGCUGAUACAAGUAUGGGGGCCGCAGAGGCUUGCUGAGUGGGGCCGUGUUCCAGAGCUGUCCACAGUGGAGCCGGCGUGCGAGCAGCUCGCGGCUGCGCAGCUGUCCGUUGAGACGGCGGCCGCCACCGCCGUGUCCGCCAUGCGGCACUCCUGCACCGGCCUCACGCGGGCCGCCGUCGCCUUCAUAGGCGCCCGCUUCCUCAGGGUGAUGGCCACGGAGGGCUGGGUUGACGCUGCACGCAGCUACCCGAGCACUUUUGUGGAGUUAGUUCGCCUGCUUGCAGAGGCACAAGCAGACACCAGUGUGCCAGCCGCUGCAGACAGCGGGAACACCUCUGCUGCGCCACACGCUGGUCUUCACUCCAGUGCCCCACCUCAUGGCGCAAAUGUUUCCUGCGUCUGGAGCCUUCGUGGAGAGGAGAAGGAUCAGAGACUGAUCCAGGCAGCUAAGGAGGGGGCAGUGGAGGAGCUACUGAUGCUGCUCAGGGCUAAAGCAGAUCUGGGGGCGACGGACGAGAACAACAAGACAGCGCUCCACUGGGCGGCCGCUGGGGGCCACACAGUGGCAGUGAGGUGUCUGCUAAUGGCAGGUGCUGACGUGGGUGCGAGGGACAACUCGCUGCAGACUCCCCUGCAUGGGGCUGCACUGAACGGCCACGCGGCUCUUGUGCAGCUGCUGGUGGCGUCCUCUGCCGAUCCCAACGCCAGGGAUGAGGAUGGGUGGACGCCGCUGCACUCUGCGGCAUUCACAGGACAGGCAGAGGCGGUGACAGCACUGCUUGAGGCAGGGGCCAACAAGAGGGCCGUGGAUAACAUCGGCAAAACCCCGCAGGACAUUGCCAGACAGUACAACCACCAGCAGCUGAUAGACGUGCUAUCAUAAAGCUAGCAGCCUCACAAAUGUCUGUGAAAUAAAAUAAAUGAAGAUUUUUGACAAUACCCUUCAUUUGUCUUAGAAUAAUGCAAACAAAGAAACUGCAGUCGUCCUCUGUAUCCAUAUUUAUGCAGCAUUUGUAACUACUGUAGGAACAUCAAAAGAAUAAUGAUAGAGGGAGACAUACACUGGUCAACCAGAACACUCUGACCACC